UUGAGGCAGGAGUACAGGAGGCAGCAGGCAGCUGCCGAGGAGCGAGCUGGGAGUCGACUCCAGCCUCCUCUCCAGCAAAUAGUGCCUCCUGUACGAUGGAAACUAAACGCUCUCACAGCAGAGGGGAUGGAGGGCAGAGCUGCCGGGCAUGCAGGUCUGCAGGGGUCAUGAGGGUGACAGAGGCCCGGCUCGCUGUGCAGAGCAGCUGAAGCAGGCAUGGGCAAAGAAAUCUUGGAUGGCAUCGGUUGGCUCAGCCUCUUUGACGUCACCAGCCACAACCACCUCUGGCUACGCAACAAGUCCUCUGUAUUUGCCAGCAUCUCCCAGUAAGACUUUGCAAUGAGAAUGUCCGAUAUCGCGGACGCUGAAACAAUGAAGGUUUCCGAGGCUGCCGACUCAGUGUCACCUGCGAAAGACAACGCCACCAAGUGUGAGGUCGCUGACCAGAGCCAGGGCAGCAGAGACGAACACGGCAGCAACAAUAAAAAGGAUGUACAGCCUGCGAAGUACUCCAAGUCCAACACCAGGCUAAAGCUCGUGCGGAGCCUGGCCGUGUGCGAAGAAUCCUUCCCUUGCCCUAUUCCUGAGCCUUCAGAAGCACCUCAGGAUGGAUUCCCUCCCCCACCCUUUGAAAACGAAGAACGCGGUGCAAAGGAUCAAGCUGAGAAAGAGGGCGGCUCUGCCAAGCUGGAUAAACCAGAGAAAGCACCGAAGAAAAUGCUGUCGAGAGAUUCCAGUCAAGACUACACAGAUUCAACUGGCAUAGACCUCCACGAGUUCCUGGUCAACACACUGAAGGGCAAUCCCAGGGAUCGAAUUAUGCUGCUGAAGUUGGAGCAGGACAUCUUGGAUUUUAUCAGCAAUAACGAAAGCCAAAAGAGGAAAUUCCCCCCUAUGACGUCCUACCAUAGGAUGCUGUUACACCGUGUGGCGGCCUACUUCGGCAUGGACCACAAUGUGGACCCCAGUGGGAAGUCAGUGGUCAUCAACAAGACCACCAACACCAGAAUACCCGAUCAGAAAUUCUCAGAGCACAUCAAGGAUGACAGGGCGGACGAUUUUCAGAAACGCUACAUUCUCAAACGAGACAACUCCAGCUUUGAUCGCGAAGACAGCACGAUCCGAAUGCGUUUGAAAGCUGACAAGAGGAGCAAAUCGAUGGAGGAGAGGGAGGAGGAGUACCAGCGAGCCAGAGAAAGGAUUUUUGCACAUGAUGGAGAACACUUCAUCCUAGAUAGAAGUAUGCAGCAUGGAGACGCAUGCAUGAGCACUCAACAGAGGCGACAAAUGUUCAGGUUAAGAGCCGGACAGUCUGGCGCCAGCCGGCAGAGCAGCUCGGAGACGGAAACACUGCCACGACACGGCGAGCCCCGGCCGUGGAGCAGCACUGACAGCUCAGACAGCUCCAACCGGCUCGCCCCACGGCCCGCCAUCACCAAGGCCAGCAGCUUCAGCGGCAUCUCCCCCGGCCUCAUUCGAGGGGACAGCACGGCCAGCAGCAAGAGCACCGGGAGGCUGUCUAAAACAGGUUCGGAAUCAUGCAGCAGCGUCGGGUCCUCGUCCAGCUCCCUGUCCCGCCCUCAGCUGCCUCUCUCAGUUUCAGCAUCUUCCCGCCCUAAUAUCGCCAGCGCACCUUUAAUCCACCCUGACACCAGAGGCCCUGCACACCCUGACAUGACCAAGGGUGUCCCUCCUCAGCCGCCAGCAUCAGGACCCAACACAACCAACUUUUACGUGUUGCCUCUUGAAGCCUCAGGGAUUCCACCCGGCAGCGUUCUGGUCAAUCCACACACAGGCAAGCCUUUCAUCCAUCCUGAUGGCAGCGCAGUAGUUUAUAACCCGGCCGCUGGCAGGAUCCCACAGCAGGGGAAAACUCCACCGCAGCCAAUCCCUGCUGCUUCACAGCAACAGCCAACCAAUCACCUCCACUCCCAGCCGAUCUGUCCUCCUCUUCAGCCGUCCUCUGAGCCUGUCCACAACCCAACGGUUUCUUAUCCUCUUCCUCCUCCUCCUCUUCCUCCUCCUCAGUUCCUGCCCAUCUAUUCUAACCAACAAUACACAGUGCCUGAAGUCCUCAACGCGCCGUUCAGUCACAUGACUCUGUCGCAGCAGCCGCCCAGUGACAGCGGAUCUUCAGCUCCAGACGGCCGCCACUAUGCCUCCAUGUACAACCACCAUCAGUCCCCUGUGGUCCUGCAAGGCGUUCCUCAGCAGCAGCAGGUCACCAGCUAUGUGGUGGCGGGGUCAUCGGGGGGGCACCCGGGGGUGCUGCAGGGUCAGCACGUCCCGCUGCCGACCCCAAAUCACUCGUAUCCCGGCUCUAACGCGGGAGCCGCGGCCUUUCCCGGAGCCCAGCCGCUCCUCCAGCAGCACGCCUACAUCCAGCAGCCUGUCCAGCAGAUGUCCACGUGUUACUGCUCCUCGGCCCACCACCCACACUGCUCCGCCCAGCAGCAGCAGUACCGACCCCCCGUCAACCCAGUGCCCUAUAACUGCCCUCAGAGCCAAAGCCUGCCCCAGCAACAAGUGCACCAAGCUGUGAUGCCAAACCCAGCGUCCAGCUACCAGACCGUAGUGGGCAUGCAGCCAACAUCCAGCCUCGCUCUCACUGGCAACCAGCAAAGCAAUAUGGCCAACCAGAUGCAAGGCAUGAUGGUCCAGUACCCCCCUGUGCAGUCGUAUCAGCAGGUUUCUGUGCCACAGCAGACCUACCAGCAGCCGGUGUUCGUGUCCUGCCAGCCAGGACAGGGACCGGUGGCUGUAGCUGGCAUGCAGCCCUGCUACAGCCUGCUCCCCCCUAACCAGCACACCACCAUGAGUUCUACAGUAAGUUUCCUGCCCGCCCCGAUGAUGGAGCAGCUCCAGUUUCCUCAGGCUUCAUCUCCCUGCGUCUCCCAGCAACAUCCAGGCCAACAGUGUGCAGGAUUGUUGCCCCCGGCACCCGGCGGCGGUAUGGUGAUGCUGCAGAUGACGGCGCACCCCUGCCAGCAGCCCCGAGCGCCCUCCCCCUGCCAGAGGAAGCAGCCCGGCCACAAACACUCGGCCCCCGAGCACCAGCGCAGCCGCCGGCCCGCCGAGCUCCCCCCACCUCUGAAUAACACGCAGAGCAGCCUGCCUUCGUCUCCGGCGCUUACUCCCUCGCCGUGCCAGCCGCCCAGCGUCAAGGGCCUCCCGGCAGGCAUCUCACCCAUGCCUGUCCUGUCCCACCACCCACAGCUCCCUACAGCCUUCUGCCACAGUGGACAAGGUGAAGCACACUACUCUCUACUGGGCCAGCCUCUGCAGUACAAACCCUCCAUCAGACCUCCGCUGAUCCACACUGCACACAUGGUAGCCAAACACCAGGGUCCUCUGGGAGUUCUGCGUGGCAAUCACGGGAGGAAGACCAGCAGAAAACCUUUGUCUUCAGAUCUCAGUGUAGGUGAUGCAGUGAUUCUGGAAACAACACAUCCUCCUCCAGAGGGGAUCAGCUGCACAGACUCCCACCAGCCCCUGGCAGAGCUCUGCAAACGGAGCGAAUCGAUCCAGCCCCAGUCGAGCAACACGAACAGAGACGCUCCCAGUGGACACCUGGCCUCAUCACACCCCACCUUUGCCACACUCCCCUCCAGACAGACCACCAACAGCAGGCCCAGAGCCCCCUCUAAACCCAGAACUAGCACCAGACACAACGGAGAGCUGUGCGACUGACAAAAACAGCUCCUAGCUGCUACGAUCUGGAUCUGGAAACGCACACCCCCCCACCACCUGCCUCUGCUGCCUCAGUCUGGAUUUUGUCCAAAUCAAAGCAUCAAAUGUUUGAAGAAUGAAUGUUCACUUUUAUUUAGUUCUGGUUUAUCUUUUUUUCAUUUUUUUUCUGGUCAGCAGGUCCGUGCACCAACUCAUCUUCGGGGUUUAUUCACUUUCAAAACCUGCAGUUGCCUCUAAGUUAAGCGUUCAUAUCAAUGCAAUGUUUUUGUGUCUCUUAACUUUCACCAUGAAGACCAUCAGCUGGGUCACAGACUCAUCCAACUGGGUAGCGUUUAUCUCAUAUGGGUCUCCUCAUACGACAUGCUGCAGUCGAACUUGUACAAUGUGAGUGUGUACGAUAAGAAACACUGAAUAAUGGAUAUACUACCUGAAUUAUUUAAAGUCACCGUUAAACACAGUGAAUGUUGCAUUUGCACUGAAAAGAUCAAGAUGGAGUUUUGACUGGUAUCAGACAGGGCCUGAACUUUUUUUUCUUCUUCUUUUAUUAACCCCUCAUACCUGUUUGUUGCACUUGACCAGGCCACUUUGUUUUAUAUAAUAAAUUAAAAUGUUUAUAUGCACAAGAAAAUGCAAACGAGUCUGUCAGUUUUGGUUUGGUUUGUCUGGACUUCUGUGUGAAUGGUGUGGUUCUUUUUUAUGUGUUUUGGUUGAUAAUAAAUGUUUGCACCACA
Melanotaenia boesemani (Boeseman's rainbowfish) is the source of this 4421-nucleotide messenger RNA. Its product is annotated as R3H domain-containing protein 1. Gene Ontology annotation, molecular function: nucleic acid binding. NCBI's taxonomy places the organism in Eukaryota, Metazoa, Chordata, Actinopteri, Atheriniformes, Melanotaeniidae. The transcript has 26 exons. The coding region runs from base 340 to 3690 and encodes 1116 amino acids. The record is from RefSeq and is a predicted model, not a curated record.